Molecule: messenger RNA, 300 nt
Organism: Effrenium voratum
Lineage: Eukaryota; Dinophyceae; Suessiales; Symbiodiniaceae
Source: the annotation of a GenBank genome assembly
AUGGCGCAGGAAGGCCUGCACAUUUGUGGGAGAUGGACUGGCAAAGAGAAGACCAUCAGCAUAUCCUUGCAAGGAGACCAGCUGCGGCUUCAGAUUGGUGCCUCGCCGUUCCUGCAGGUGGCACCAGUGUCGAGUGAAGAGGCCUGGCCGAAGCGAUGGUCGGUGGUCAAUCAGGCCAACGCAAAGGAGGAGCCAUUUCAGCUAGAGCUGGGCUCUGCAGAAUCCGCCACCAUGUGGUUGAGGCACGGGGCCAGCUCCGAGGAGCUGACGCGGGCGGGGGCGCCUGCCAGGCGCGGCUGA